Molecule: messenger RNA, 1788 nt
Organism: Trypanosoma cruzi
Lineage: Eukaryota; Euglenozoa; Kinetoplastea; Trypanosomatida; Trypanosomatidae
Exons: 1
Coding region: 1-1788 (595 amino acids)
Molecular function (GO): protein binding
Source: RefSeq, a predicted model, not a curated record
AUGGAGUCGAUAGAGACCGUGGAGGUAGUUUCCGAGAACGGUGCACGGUUUCGCUACCACUGCCCAGUGAAACUACUACGGAAUAUGUCUUUGGAUGCGUCCCACUACAGUCCGCAGUUUACCGUUGGGGGGUACACGUGGCGUUUACACUUGCAACGACGCGCUACCGCCGCGAGUGGUGAGGAAUUUCUUUCCAUUCACCUUCAAAGCUGCACGAACGCAGCAGUAGUGGCACAAUUCAAAUUGCUUUUACAAUGCUACGAGGAUCCCCCGUCGUCGAAGGGCCACAUCUUUCGCUGCACGUUUAAGAAGUCCGGAAGUGCGUGGGGCAUGAAUGAGUUUAUUCCGAUGUGGCGUCUCAUUCAACAGGAGAAUGGAUUUGUUUAUGAGGAUGAGGGGUCUGGUGCACUUUACUUUGACAUUGAUGUUCUGCUAAAAAUUGUCGACGCCAAUGGUCAGAGUUAUGGUAACGGAGGCUUUGAGACAAACGUGCUUCCUGGACGCUCAAGCUCACCUCCGGCACAACUCAAUUUUCAUCAGGACCCAAAUCGUGCCCUUUCGCGCAUGCGUUCACCCAUGGAAUACAGAGGUGUUGGCCCGACAAGAUCCACGUCUGCCAGGGGCCAUUUGAUCGUGGCGCCAGAGAACGGUUUCAUUGUAGGUGGUGGGCAGGCAGUGGUUCGGGCACCACUUUUAUACCCAUUUGAGCAUCUUGAGGCGCUGACGGAUAUGACGUUUGACAUUCAGGGUGUUCGAAUGAAGGCGCAUCGGUGUGUUAUUGCCGCUCGUAUGCGUCCUCUUCUACCAGAGAAUGUACUGCCACUGCAACCGGGUUGCGUUGUGACGAUUGCAGUGACGGCAGAUGUUUUCUCUGCAUUCUUGCGGUAUGUUUACACGGAGGAAUGUCCACAACAAGGGGUCUUACCGCCUGAAGCGCUUCUGGAUUUGUAUUUAUUGUCUUCCGCAUGUGAAUUCUAUGAAUUAUCGGGAGUCUGCUUGAAUUUUGUGCGACCGCUUUUAACGAAUGAAAAUAUUCUUCACAUUACACUGACGCGGUAUAAUGCGGGGGAUGAAGUUUUAAACGCCUUGUACCUUCGUGUUCUUUUAGAGAACUACGAUUUUCUUAUUCAGGAUCCGAAGUUUGAGGAAAUUCCGGGCCACCUAUUCCGUCGUCUUUCGCUCAUUCUACGUGACAAGGAGCCGGUCCCUCAGGUGACUAUCCCGACGUCAAAGAACACGCUUGGCAGACAGUUGGCAUGGCUGGCGGAGUCGGGGGAGUACAGCGACAUGGAACUUGUGGUGGGUCCGAAGCACUUGAUAGUGAAGGCACACCGCUACAUUUUAGCCUCACGCUGCGUUCUUUUCUCUCAAGCCAUAAAUCCACGAUCCUCCGUGGCAGUACCGCCCUUCACCGCCGCGGAGUUUGACUUCUCACAACGAUCAUGGCAGAAGCUGCUCAUUGGGAUUUAUCGCCAUCAUCUUGAGUCUUAUCGCGAUUUCUCUGCUGAAGAUGUGGCAAUCGUCUUUAAGAUGCACAGUGUCUUUGGUAUGGAUGGGCACCUGAAGCGGGAGGCGGACGAAGCCUUUAAUCACCAAAAUGCUCUUCGCCUGCUUAUAUAUGCCGUGAAGCACCAGGUGCCAGAGCUUCAUGAGCGGGGGAUUAGCUACGUGGCAAGCAAUUUUAACGCACUCAUUCAAAAUGACCCACAGGCAUGGGAGCUCGUAAGUGAGUUACCGCAGCACGCAGUGCUGGCACUCUUCCGCAUGGUGGUAGAGAGCCAGAGGUGA